Molecule: messenger RNA, 2264 nt
Organism: Priapulus caudatus
Lineage: Eukaryota; Metazoa; Priapulida; Priapulimorpha; Priapulimorphida; Priapulidae
Exons: 2
Coding region: 498-1721 (407 amino acids)
Molecular function (GO): zinc ion binding; nucleic acid binding
Source: RefSeq, a predicted model, not a curated record
GUGGCUACCUAUUGCGAUAUAUAACCGCGUGCUCGGCCAGAGACGAGAGAGAGAGCCUAGUGUCACACCACGAUAGACAUAUACAGAAUAGUAUUGAGACAGCGACUGAACGUCACACACCUCUGCUAUUCCACGCACGAUCGACAGUUCAUUCGUGAGAGUGAUCGAACGAGUUUGAACCUAGCCACAGCACCGUGUCUUCGUCAGCACACCAUCACAAACAUGCAGCAUUUGUAAGUACAUAGCUCUUCUUAUAGACUUAUGGUGUUUAAAUCUGCAUAUUUCAGUUGUGUUUUGAAUUUCGGAUGUGAGUGGUGAAGUAUAUGUUGUCGGAGCGCAAGCAUACAGUAAAUGAUAUCGUGGAUAUCAACGUGAUCAUACUCGUCUCGCCGCUGUGUAUUCUGCCUGUUAACCUCCCCGUUUACGAGCCCAUCCGUUCUCGUUAGUGCUAUUCCUUUGUCCUUUGUUCUCGGUGGGACCACACCUUUGUGUUUGUAAUGACUACCCCUCCCAGAUUUCCACCUAGAGAUCCACUCUCUCCUCUUCUAUCUGAUAUCAACAUAGAUAAACCCAUUGAUCAGUCGAUCGACGAUGACGAAAUUUCAUUCCCAAAAAAUAGUUUGAAAAAGUUAGUUAAAGAAGUACAGAGUUUGUCCCUAUUGGGAAAUAGUCCAACGUUCAAUGGUCGUGAGAAUAGCACCGUCUCAUUUGGAGAGUGGUUCAAAUCGAUUAAUAGAUUAUUCUUGAUAUUAGAUGAACAAACUGAUAACGAAAGAAUACGUACGGCACUUAGAUUAUUGACGGACGAACCAGCGUCGUACGCAGCCGAAAUUUUUACGACUUACCCGGCGAUAGAAUGGCGGCAUUUCAUACAAAUUUUACGUCAGCGAUAUACAGAUUGCUCGGAAAUUCCAGCAGCUCUGCAGAAAUUCAAAAAAGCCAGGCAGCGCGCGUCUGAAUCCGUACAGGCCUUCGCAAAACGUAUAGAGGCACAUGCACGCACUGCGUUUGGAGUAAUUACAGAAAAAGAUAUAAUUCAUAAUGCACGUCUGAUCGAACAAUUAAUCGACGGACUGGCAGAUGAUCGGUUAAAAAGAACUUUGGUAAGAAAGAAACCGUCAUCAUUCAUUGACGCAGUUCAAAUUGCGAAUGACGAGGGGGCAGUAGCUCUUGAAGUGAAACUAAGAUCAUCUAAGCCUGAAAUGUCGGACGUUUCACAAAUUACAGCAUCACAAACUCUUCAGCAGCAAAUUGCGGAUUUGAGACAAAUCGUGGCAGAUUUAACUCUAACCCGUAAGGCUGAUGGGGCAAGUGAGAAUAUACAGGCGCGUAGUUUGACUACCAUAAAUGAUAGGCAGUACCAACCACAGCAAACACGCUAUAAUUCACGUAUGGCUAGCCCGAGACAGGGUGAUCGUUAUCCUUUGUCUUAUAAAUCGCAGCCGUUUAACAAUUACCGAGCCGCUCAGCAGCAGUACAGCGCACGGAACGUGUUUCCAUCACAAACCGCUCGCUUUGCACAAACACAGUUUAAUCAACAAAGGCAGCCAGCGUACGCUCAAUCAAAUACACGCUAUGCAUACGCACCGGACAAGCGCCCGCUUUGUCAUUCUUGUAAACAACCUGGCCAUAUGUGGCGAGAUUGCCAGAAUCAGCGCAGACAGCCAGCUUCAUAUAACGCACGGGAAAACGAGAACGCUGCGUUCACGCAGAGACAGUGAAAGUGGCAACGAUUAUGAAUGAGUCUCACGGAGAUAUGCAUGACAUAACUUCGAAUGAAGGAACUACGCCUUCAUGCUGUGUGAAAAUUGGAGGGGUUUCAGUAAGUGCUUUGUUAGAUUCGGGCAGUACAGUGUCGAUAAUUGCUCAUAGUCUGUGGGAUAAAAUCAGGGAACAUUAUCAAAAGGAUUUCUCGCAGGGGAGUACUCAAAUCUUAAAUUCAGCUAGUGGUCAUCAUCUACUCGUUGAAGGGAGAAUAACCUUGCCAGUACGAAUUGCUAACCAAACUCUGUUUCAGCCAUUCUAUGUAGUUCGUGAUUUCACGCAAGCAGUAUUGUUGGGAUAUAAUUUUAUGCAACAGCAUAGAGUACAGUUAGAUUGCGGAAAUAGUUUAAUGACAGUAAAUGAUCAGACAGUGCCAAUGUGUGCUUAUGCUACGAUUUCGUGUGAGCAAGUAACACUAAAUAAGACUAUAGUUGUGCCACCCAAAACUACGUGUCAUGUACAAUGUAGACCAAGGCGGGUUACCAGUUCUAAACAGCUGC